Molecule: messenger RNA, 1146 nt
Organism: Neoarthrinium moseri
Lineage: Eukaryota; Fungi; Ascomycota; Sordariomycetes; Amphisphaeriales; Apiosporaceae
Exons: 3
Coding region: 1-1146 (381 amino acids)
Biological process (GO): tRNA processing
Molecular function (GO): flavin adenine dinucleotide binding; tRNA dihydrouridine synthase activity
Source: RefSeq, a predicted model, not a curated record
AUGGAUCACACUGGAGAGUCAGAGAAGGGUGCCUACACUACCGUGCAUCCUCUCAAGAUAUUCGACUUGGCAAAAUCUCAAGGCAGGUUUCUAUAUGCCUGUGCUCCCAUGGUGCGGUACAGCAAGCUCGCCUUCCGCCAGACAGUCCACCGCUAUAAUACAGAUCUGUGCUGGACACCCAUGAUCCUAGCCAAGGAGUUCAACCGGAACCAGUUCGCCAGGGACAGCGACCUGACCAUCGCGACGGACGGCGCCCAGCCCGUCACAAUCGUCCAGUUUGGGGCCAACAAGCCCCUGGAGCUCGCCCGUGCCUCGUCCAUGGUGGCGCCCUUCGUGAGCGGCGUGGACCUCAACUGCGGGUGCCCGCAGUCGUGGGCGUGCGCCGAGACGCUGGGCGCGGCGCUGAUGGAGCAGCGGGAGCUGGUGCGCGACAUGCUGGUCGAGACGCGCGCGCGCCUGCGCCGCGACGGCUGGGCCGUCGAGCGCGAGGCCUCGGCCGACAGCCCGCGCGGCCGCAGCGUCAGCGUCAAGAUCCGCGUGCACAAGGACCUCCGCCGCACCAUGGACUUCGUCGCCACCGUGCUGGGUGACGCCGCCAGCGGGAGCCGCAACGUCGACUGGCUCACCAUCCACCCGCGCACCCGCAGCACGCCCUCCAGCACGCCCAUCGACGUCGAGGCCCUCGAGAUCCUGGCCGACAAGUUCGGCCGCGACGUCCCGAUUCUGGUCUCCGGCGACGUCUUCACCCUCGCCACCCUGCCCUACACCUCGCACCUGCUGGACCCGGCGCCGACCUUCACCUCGUCCGGCUCCGCAGACGCCGCGGCGAAGAAGCCGUCCAUCCCCAACCUCCGCGGCUUGAUGUCGGCGCGCGCCCUGCUCGCCAACCCGGCGCUGUUCGCAGGCCACGGCACCUGCCCCUGGGAGGCCGUGGACGUGUUCCUGGAGCGGCUGGCCCGGGCGCCGCUGCCGCUCAAGCUCGGGGUCCACCACCUGACGGAGAUGACGGGGCCCGGGUACGGGCCCGACAAGCGGGCGCUGCUGAGCAAGAAGGAGCGGGUCAGGCUAACGGCGUGCGCGAACUGGAUCGACGUGCUCGACACCCUGGCGGAGCUCAGGGCCGGCAAGGAGGAGGCUGCGAGGUAG